UCAAACACCGUAAACGAAACCUACUGAUCAGAAAGUUAAAGGACAAAAACAGGCAAAACUUCUCCGUAUUUACGCUGCAAAUCUUCGUCAUCCUCUGCAGGCCAUUCUCAUAUCAGGAUGUCGGUGCAAUUCUAUGGCUGGGAGGUGGUAGACGAUGGUGCCUCUUUUACUGGUGUGUUGCUAGAGCCGUCGCAGAGACCUCAGAACCGGGGAGUCUACACUAUGUACCAUGGGACCAGCGUUGCCAGUGCACGUCUCAUUAUUGCAAAUGGCUUUAAUCAAUCAUCAAGUGGCAUGCUGGGAAGGGGUGUCUAUGUCAGCCGUGAUAAGAAAAAAGCAGCCAGUUAUCCAAAGAACUGCAUCGCUUCAAACCGUGUGGUCCUCGAGCUGCGUGUACGCGUUGGCCGCGUCAAACGUAUUGACAAGGACAACCAUCCUAUGCAGCUCACAUGGCACGCACAUGGCUACGACACUGCCUGGGUGCCCCCCAAAUGUGGCAUGAUAUCUGUGAAAAGCGGCAUGGAGGAAGAUUGUGUGUUUGAUCCCAAAAGAGUGACUGUGGUGGCCAUUGCAAAUGCACCAGAUACCAUAAGGAAAGAGCUUCAGGAGCGUCUUGCAAAAACAUCCAAAAAGUCUGGAAGAGGAGAUGGUGAUUCUGCUGAUGUGUGUCCCCUUUGCAAGAGAAAGACACAGCAGGGCGCCCAACAUAUCAAGCAACAGUGCUGGAAGUGUGGGCAGAACCUCUGUAUUCUUAUGUCCAAGCACGUCUGUCCAGGAAGACCAUGGAUGUCGCUACAGUUCUUUGGAUGGGAGGUUACCUAUGAUGAUGAGUCUCCCAGUGUGGAGCUGACAGCCUCCCAGGCACCCAAAGAUAAGGGUGUCUACACCAUGUACCAUGGUACCAGCAUUGCCAAUGCACGUCUCAUCCUUGCCAGUGGCUUUCAGCAGUCGCAGGGGGGCAUGCUAGGAAAGGGUGUGUACGUCAGCCGUGAUAAGAAAAAGGCAGAACGUUAUCCAUUGAACAACAGCCCUACAGACCGUGUGGUCCUCGAGUUACGCGUGCGUGUUGGCCGUGUCAAACGCAUUGACAAGGACAACCAUCCUAUGCAGUACACUUGGAGCACGCAGGGAUAUGACACUGCUUGGGUACCCCCUAACUGUGGGAUGAAAGCUGUGCCCAGCGGCCUGGAAGAGGACUGUGUGUUUGACCCCAAAAGAGUGACAGUCGUGGGCAUUGCAAAGGCUCCACACAAUGUGCAGACAGAACUUAAGGAGCUGGUGACUAAGAACAUCAGCCAUUCCAGCACAGUCCCAGGUGGAGUAGUGUAUGGUGCUGCUGCUUUGGACGUGUGUUCACUAUGCAAACGCAGGCAGCAGCAGUCUCCACACAUCACGACACCAUGCUGGGGCUGUGGGCAAAACAUCUGUAUUCUUAUGAGCAAACAUGUAUGUCCAGUUAGAGUUUGAGAGUGAGUGACACGGAUAGAUUCACAUAUAUGAUCUGGCAGAGUGUCAGAAAAAAGCUCAAAAACUCAUAUGACUCAAAGUUUCUUCUGUU
This is a messenger RNA of Pelmatolapia mariae (spotted tilapia), 1558 nucleotides long. RefSeq lists its product as uncharacterized. Gene Ontology annotation, cellular component: cytoplasm. Lineage: Eukaryota; Metazoa; Chordata; Actinopteri; Cichliformes; Cichlidae. The record is from RefSeq and is a predicted model, not a curated record. The coding region runs from base 118 to 1467 and encodes 449 amino acids. Gene Ontology annotation, molecular function: NAD+ poly-ADP-ribosyltransferase activity. The transcript has 3 exons.